Messenger RNA from Funneliformis geosporum, 501 nucleotides. Lineage: Eukaryota; Fungi; Glomeromycota; Glomeromycetes; Glomerales; Glomeraceae. The record is from the annotation of a GenBank genome assembly.
AAAGAUUUGAAAAAGGUUAUAAUUAGAGUUCAAGGAAAAUUCUCAAUCAUUAAAACAGAAGUUGAUAGAAGCAAAAUUAAGCUUAUUAAGAUGGUAGCAUCUGAUAUUUGUGUACUUAAUCUUGAAGAAGAUGACCUACCAAAAUUAUCGCUAUCCAUUACAUUAGUAGGCACAGCAUCUAAUAAUUCAGAAACCAAUGAUGAUAAAGUCAUUUUGAAAUUAAAUGCUAGAGAAUAUAUUGACAACCAAAAUAAUAAAUCUCUUUCAUUUGAUUUAUAUCAUUUUUCAGAAGAAAGUCAUUUGUUGCCAAUUACAAACAAGGUUUUACAUGAAUCAUCAUUAUAUAUUACUGGAUCUCUAUCUCUUAUCGAUGAUCUCUUACUUGUCAGACUUACACAAAUUAAUUUUAUUGAAAACACUCGCUCAUCACUUAAUAAAACUUCAAGCUAUGCUUGGGAAAAGAGAGAAGAAAAGGAAUCAACCACGCAAUCUAUCCUAUGA